AUGGAUGCCUCGAUGCUCUGCGGCGACGACUCUUUCGGUCCAGGAGUCAAAUCUGUUGACUGUCGCGGAGGCUUUGACUUCACUGCCUCCUUCGAAGAAGCCAUCUUGGCCAUCCUGCCCACCGCCUGUUUCAUUAUCGUGACGCCGUUCCGGACGCUGCAUUUGUUCCGAGGGAGGCUUCGAGUCAGAAAGAAUGCUCUUCACGUCUUUAAGCUGGGCACCAUCGCCACCUUCACUGCUCUGCAAAUCGCCAUCUUGGUGUUGAUAGCCGCAAACCCGACGUUCCGAACCCAUGUAUCACUGCCGUCGGCCGUACUCUCUGUAGUCGCAGCUGUGACUCUCGCUGUCUUGUCUCACCUCGAGCAUGCCCGAUCUGUCAGGCCGUCCUUCAUCAUCAAUCUUUACCUCAUCACCACUGCCUUGUUUGACGCUGUUCGGCUCAGAACUUAUUGGCUCAUGCGAGAAAACGACAUCCAUGUCCUUGCUGCAGUCAUGACCGCUUCUCUUGCGGUCAAGCUUGUGAUUCUGCUACUGGAAGCUACAGAGAAACGAUCUAUUCUCCUCGAUAUAUACAGCCGAUUCUCAAUCGAGAGUACCAGUGGACUGAUAAGUCGAAGCUCUUUCUGGUGGUUGAACUCGCUUUUGAUUUCCGGUCACAGGAUAGUCCUGUCUAUUACCGACCUGCCAGCCAUCCACGAAAAGCUCGACUCGGCAAGCUUGGGCAAACAAUUACAGUCCGCGUGGGACGAAUGUAAUCAGAGCAGAAAGCACGCUUUAGCCCGCGCUUGUGUGUGGAGUCUGCGCUGGGAGAUACCCGUGAUCUACAUCCCCAAGCUCUGCUAUGCUGCACUCAACAUAAGCCAGGUCUAUCUCAUUCAGAAUGCUGUGACAUACGUGCAGGGAGACGAUCCUAUCAACAGGGGAUAUGGGUUGAUUGGUACAUUUGCCUUGGUUUACACCGGAUUUGCGAUAAUGAUGGGAUGGUCAUCCCACCUCUCAUAUCGCCUCAUGACAAUGAUCCGAGGCCAGCUGACAAUGGUCAUCUACAAGAAGAUGUUGACACUUCCUACAGCCAAUGCUAACGAAUCGGCGGCGAUGAGCCUGGUGGGCACUGACGUGCAAAGAAUCGCUGAGACAUUCAGGGAGCUUCUUAUAGAGAUAGUACCGAGUGUGCUCCAGCUGGCCGUUGCCGUCUACUUGCUCUACGCUCAACUGGGCGCCGUCUGCGUUGCACCUGUCCUGGUUACAAUCAUUUGCACGGGUCUAUCAGUGCUCGCUGCUAAGCUCAUCACCUCCAGGCAGAGGGCAUGGCUCGAGGCCGUACAGAAGCGGAUCAACUACACAUCAGAGAUCUUAGGAUCAAUGAAAAAUGUCAAGAUACUCGGUCUCACUGGCCAGCAAACUGCAGGCAUUCAACAGUUUCGCAACAAUGAACUCGCUAGCUCGAAGAGAUACAGAAAGGUUCAAAGUCUGAAUAUAUCUCUAGUCAACCUCCCAGACACUUUUAACUCGUUCAUCAUUUUCGCAGCUUAUGCAGUGACAGCACAGCUGCGUGGAGACAGUGGAUUCUCGGUGCCGCAAGCGAUCACCUCUCUAGCAGCCUUGAAUCUUCUAUCAGCACCGCUUGGUAUCCUCUUGUAUUCGAUACCACAGGGUUGGGCUGCACUCGGCUGUUUCGGUAGGAUCCAGGAGUUCUUGCUUCUCCCUUCGCGUGUUGAACAGCGUAAACUGCCAUCUGUCGUGAGUACCGAUGACGAAAGUAUUCGGGAUCAGGAAUGGAUCGAGCUGCAGUCAACAAAACGACCGACAGUGAGCAAAAUCACCAUCAGUCCAGGAAGAUUUGCAUGGUCGGACUCAAACUCGCAAGCCGUCAAGCUGAACGUUCCUUUGGAAAUCGUUCCAGGGCUCACCAUCCUCGUUGGCCCGGUUGGGUGUGGCAAAUCGACAUUGUUGAAGGGUAUACUUGGCGAGACACCGCAUAUCUCUUGCCAGGUCAGCAUGCCGUCUCCAGAGAUCGCGUACGGGGACCAAUCCGUCUGGAUAAUGAAUGGUACUGUUUUGGAAAACAUCACUGCUGGAACUGGACAUAAUUUGGACGUCGAGUGGUACAGGACGGUCUGUCACGCGUGCGCGCUUGAUGUCGACUUCCGCCAGUUGCCGGACGGCGAUUCCACCGUGGUGGGAAGCAAAGGUGUAAAGAUGAGCGGCGGUCAACGGCAACGCAUAUCCCUGGCGCGAGCAUUAUACUCGCGGAUAAAGUUAGUUAUCUUCGAUGAUGUGCUGGCCGGGCUGGACUCUGUGACUGAGGAACUGGUGUUCAAUCGCGUCUUCGGUCGGGAUGGUCUCCUACGCAAGCUCAACGCCACGGUUGUUCUCGCCACUCACUCUGUGAAACGAUUACCGCAGGCCGAUCUCAUCCUCGUCCUGGAGCAGGAUGGCACACUUGUCCAGCAAGGUAGCUUCGAUGAGCUGAAUGCUUCUGGGCUCUACAUUCAGGAGAUGGAGCUCAGGCUAGCGGAUGAGAUUUCUGGCCGGGACGAUGAGCCCGUCGAUGAAAAAGAACAAGGCGACGGAAAAGAUAUACCAUCUGCAGCGGCAGCCGUUGAUGAGACCCGCAAGACGGGUGACUGGAUGAUCUACAAGUACUACGCACGCGCCUUGGGACCGCUCGGGCUGGCCUUUUUUAUUUUCCUUGUCGCCGGAACAUCGGUAUUCAAUGCAAUGAAGCAGGUCUGGCUCAACUGGUGGGCGAAUAAUAACCAGAACGGUGGCGCCCAAAAUCUUGGUUAUUGGCUCGGCAUGUUUGGAUUCAUAAACUUCAUGAGUGGGCUUUUUAUGGUUGGCGCAGUCGCGUUUCUUUGGGUCGUCAUGAUUCCGCGGUCUGGAAAGAACCUGCACCAAUCAAUCUUGGACGCUGUUAUGCGGGCGCCUCUGUCAUUCUUCUCCGAGACAGAGACUGGAGUGCUGGUUAAUAGAUUCAGCCAGGACCUGCGUUACGCUGAUAUGAGUCUCCCGGCGGCAAUUAUCAACAUAGCAUUCCAUCUUGGGGGCUGCCUGGCUACCAUAGCGUUGUCGGCCACAGCAGUGGGCUACUUUGCCGCCAUCUUGCCAUUUGUUCUAGCAGCGCUCUACGCUAUUCAGAACUUUUACCUCCGCACCUCCCGGCAGCUUAGACUAUUAGAACUUGAGGCCAAUGCUCCCGUAUUGGCACAGUUCAUUGAGUCCCUUUCUGGGCUCGCCACUAUCCGCGCCUACUCCUGGACUAGUAUAUACACAUCGAAAAGCACCAAUUUGCUGGAUACAAGCCAGAAGCCAUACUACCUUCUCCUCUGCAUCCAACGCUGGUUGGUACUAGUCCUCGACCUCGUGGUCGCCGGUUUGGCGGUGGUCCUCGUCGGCAUGGCAGUAGGCCUGCGAUCAAGCAUCAACCCUGGUUUUCUGGGUUUGGCAUUGGUCAACAUGAUGAGCUUGUCACACUCCUUGACGCAGCUCGUGCAAUUCUGGACUAAUUUGGAGACUUCCCUUGGGGCAAUCGCCCGAAUCAAGGACUUCGCUGAGAAUACACCCAUUGAAAGGUCGCUGCAGGAGUCAUCUGGUCAUCUGGAUGCUGAUUGGCCAAGCAGGGGUGCUUUAAGGCUCGAGGGAGUAUCUGCCAGAUAUAGCACUGUAAAUGAGUCCCCAGUCCUCAAAGACAUCAGCUUCUCGGUUCAAGGUGGCCAAAAAAUUGGUAUAGUUGGACGUACUGGAAGCGGAAAGAGCUCAACAGCACUUGCUAUUCUCGGGCUCAUCGAUAUUGUUUCUGGGCGAAUUGUUCUCGACGGCGUCGACCUAGCCACCGUCCCAGGGCCGGUGGUGCGGGAACGACUUGUCUGUCUCACGCAGGACCCAUUUCUGUUUCCCGGUUCCGUAAGGAGCAACCUCGAUCCGCUUGGGGUCUCCUCAGAUGAGCUCAUUGUCUCUGCACUGCAGAGAGUCGGCCUAUGGGAUGUCAUAAAGAAGAAAGCAGGCGGGUCCUCUUCGGACGUCUCCGUCGUCCUUGCCACAAUAAUGGAGACAGACACGUUCUCGCACGGCCAAAGACAACUGUUCUGUCUUGCUAGGGCUGUGCUAAAGCCCGGGAAAUUGCUGAUCCUCGAUGAGCCUACGAGCAGCGUUGACGGCGAAACGGACGUCCGGAUGCAAGAGCUCAUUCGCUCUGAAUUCCAAGACUACACGAUUAUAAUGAUUGCCCACAGGCUAUCAAGUCUUGUCGAUUUUGACCGAGUGGCUGUCCUCGAUGGAGGCAGCCUGGUAGAGUUUGGAAGCCCUGCAGAGCUACUCAGGGUUGGUUCGGGUCACUUUGCUAAACUGUACAAUAACUCUGUGACCACUGGCCGAAGAUAG
Molecule: messenger RNA, 4383 nt
Organism: Diaporthe amygdali
Lineage: Eukaryota; Fungi; Ascomycota; Sordariomycetes; Diaporthales; Diaporthaceae
Product: multidrug resistance-related protein
Exons: 15
Coding region: 1-4383 (1460 amino acids)
Biological process (GO): transmembrane transport
Cellular component (GO): membrane
Molecular function (GO): ABC-type transporter activity; ATP binding; ATP hydrolysis activity
Source: RefSeq, a predicted model, not a curated record